This is a messenger RNA of Anthostomella pinea, 591 nucleotides long. Lineage: Eukaryota; Fungi; Ascomycota; Sordariomycetes; Xylariales; Xylariaceae. The record is from the annotation of a GenBank genome assembly.
AUGUCUUCAUAUUACAACUACAACCACCACCAACAACCGACCGCUCCCGCGCCCGGCCUGUCCCACAACCACCACGGCGGCCGUAACCGGAGGGCACCGAGGUUGUCGGUAUCGCAGAACUCCCACAGACAGUUCCGCGGCGUGAAGAGCAUGAAGGAGCUGAGUGAAACCGCCGGCGUGACUGCCUUCCGAAAUCAAUUCGAAGCCAGCCGUUCGUUCGACCUCGAGGAUGACAUGGAGUUCUGCCCCAAGCUAUUAUCAGAAACCGAUCUGGUAUCAAUAAGCAGCGCUUCUUCCGAUCGUUCCUCGCUGUCCAGCAACUCUCCUAAUGUUUCACCGACGCAACACACGCAGCAGAUUGCGUCGACCUUUUCUCUCAACUCAUCCUCUCCGGCUUUCGUUCCUCCGACUUUCCAAAGCCACCAGUCGAGCUUGAAGUUGCAUCAGCCUGCCGCAACCCGUGCCCGCAACGCCAUCCCCAUCAUCAACCCGGCCAAUGGCCUGACCAUGUCGAGCCCGCCGCCAUCCGUGUCGCCUGGUCGGAUGCAUCAGCACCACCAACAUCAGCACCCCAUCGGCAGACGGUGGUAG